AUGCAUGAUUUUAACUCAUGGAUUAAAGUGGAUCUUGCUGAACUCUUGAGAGCUCCAUUCCAUAAUCCCUCUGAAGUUCCCAACGUAACAAGUUUCAAAAUAUUUCUUAACAGACAGGUCAAGGAAAACUUUCCAAGAAUGAAGACUGCAAGAGCCUUAUAUAGAAAACAUAAAGAAAUUUUGGAUCAUGAAUCAGGCGAGCCCAUGAAGAUUAUCCUUUGGCCUGCAACUAAAGAGCAUAAGGAAAUUCCUAUCCCUCAACACUUUCAUGAGGGAUACCUUGACAAUAUGGAAAUCUUGGCAUACGACUAUGAAACUGCCACUGCUGCCAUAAAAUUCAAGGAUAGAGAACAAUUCUUAAGGCUGAUAAGUGCUAAAGAUCUUCUAAGGUUCAGGGAAAGGGAUAUCUGCACUCUGUCUCGUCACCAGAUUAUAUGUAAAAAUGAUUUCAUGGAGGCGGAUGCAAAAGAGGUCACUGGAAUGGUCGCCACCAUCAUAAAUGGAAGAGUUUGGAUGGGCUCCAUGGGAAAGUUCGAUUUGAAGUUGUUUGAAAAGCCCACAGAUUAA
This is a messenger RNA of Lactuca saligna, 567 nucleotides long. NCBI's taxonomy places the organism in Eukaryota, Viridiplantae, Streptophyta, Magnoliopsida, Asterales, Asteraceae. The record is from the annotation of a GenBank genome assembly.